AUCUAUCCAAAUUCGAAUUCCAUGAUGUCGUCUCUCCCUGAGACUUAUCAAGCGUUCCGCCGAACAGAAGGCACUGCACCCUUGACAAUCGAGCAGGUCACAGAAAAGCUUCCGCCCAUUGAGUCGCACGAUGUCCUAGUUCGCAUCCAUGCAGUCUCGCUCAACUACCGCGACAUCGCCAUGCUGGAUAACACUUAUCCGCAACCUUGCCUUCCCCGCGGAAUUCCCGCCUCGGAUUGUGCCGCCGAGGUUGUAUCCGUCGGAUCUGCUGUCAGUGGCUUCAAGCCAGGCGACCGUGUUACCGCAAUCUGGGACCUGACCAACGUGACCGGAACCGAGGAGCGGGCCCCAGAGGCUCUUGGUGGGGAUGUUGAUGGUGUAUUGCGACAGUAUGCCGUGUUCAAUGAACAGGUGCUUGUGCACUUGCCUGAGCACCUGUCCUGGGAAGAGGCAUCUUGCAUCACUUGUGCCGGAACCACGGCUUGGAACGCUCUUGAAUUCCCUAGAAACAGUGGCACAGCUCUGCUCCAAGGCACCGGUGGUGUGAGCAUGUUCGCGCUUCUGCUCUGUAUUGCAGCGGGCUUGCAGUCCAUCAUCACCUCAUCUUCCAAUGAGAAACUUGAUCAGGCUCGGUCGUUGGGCCCCAACAUCAAGACCAUCAAUUACAAGAAGGUGGACAAGUGGGAAGACGAAGUGCUCCGUCUUACCAACGGUCGCGGUGCUGAUGUCGCUAUUGAGAACGUGGGCCCUGCCACCGUGCGGCAGAGUCUUGCCUCUCUUGCCCAGCGGGGUACCUUAUCCUUGGUGGGAUUCCUUGGAGGACUCGAGGCGAAAGAAUUCCCCGAUCUGUAUCUCCCUGUCAUGGUCAAGCGAGUGACUAUGAGGGGUAUCGUUGUGGGUUCCAAGCUCGAUCAACAGGCUUUGUGUGACUUUUUGACGGAAAAGAAGGUAUCCCUCAAGCCUUUGAUUGACGCUGUCUUUCCAUUUGAUCAGUCCAAGGAGGCUUUUGCUCGCCUCAAGUCUGGAAAGCACCAGGGAAAAAUUGUCAUUACCCUCUAG
Aspergillus brunneoviolaceus CBS 621.78 is the source of this 1059-nucleotide messenger RNA. Its product is annotated as zinc-dependent alcohol dehydrogenase family protein. The record is from RefSeq and is a predicted model, not a curated record. Bases 22 to 1059 code for a protein of 345 amino acids. Lineage: Eukaryota; Fungi; Ascomycota; Eurotiomycetes; Eurotiales; Aspergillaceae. The transcript has 4 exons. Gene Ontology annotation, molecular function: oxidoreductase activity.